Molecule: messenger RNA, 501 nt
Organism: Homalodisca vitripennis (glassy-winged sharpshooter)
Lineage: Eukaryota; Metazoa; Arthropoda; Insecta; Hemiptera; Cicadellidae
Exons: 1
Coding region: 1-501 (166 amino acids)
Source: RefSeq, a predicted model, not a curated record
AUGAUGCUGGAAGUACCGCUGGUGCUAGUAGUGGUGUUGGGAGUACCGCUGGUGAUAGUAGUAAUGCUGGGAGUACCGCUGGUGCAGGUAGUGGUGCUGGGAGUACCGCUGGUGGUAAUAGUAGUCCUGGGAGUACCGCUGGUGCUAGUAGUAGUGCUGGGAGUACCGCUGGUGCUAGUAGUGGUGCUGGGAGUACCGCUGGUGGUAAUAGUAGUCCUGGGAGUACCGCUGGUGUUAGUAGUAAUGCUGGGAGUACCGCUGGUGCAGGUAGUGGUGCUGGGAGUACCGCUGGUGGUAAUAGUAAUCCUGGGAGUACCGCUGGUGCUAGUAGUAGUGCUGGGAGUACCGCUGGUGCUAGUAGUAGUGCUGGGAGUACCGCUGGUGGUAAUAGUAGUCCUGGGAGUACCGCUGGUGCUAGUGGUGGUGCUGGGAGUACCGCUGGUGAUAGUAGUAGUGCUGGAAGCACCGCUGGUGCUAGAAGGACCACCGGAAAAGUACUAG